Molecule: messenger RNA, 1992 nt
Organism: Naegleria fowleri
Lineage: Eukaryota; Heterolobosea; Eutetramitea; Acrasida; Naegleriidae
Exons: 2
Coding region: 1-1992 (663 amino acids)
Molecular function (GO): protein binding; metal ion binding
Source: RefSeq, a predicted model, not a curated record
AUGAAAGACGAACGUGUGAGCGUUUUGGACAUUAUAAACACUUUUGAAAGCACCAAACGAUUAAGUAUGAGCGGAAUCAAUGGAGCGUUUGAUUCAAAUACAAUGCGCUCACAUUCUCUGUUUCAAUUACAGGACGAGGAUGACGAUGACGAGAUACUUGCUGCUGUUAAAUCACCCACUUUCGAUUCAUCAGACGAUGAAGACAAUGACACUGCAGCAGACAUUAAGAAAAUUUCUGCUAAUAUUACAUCCAUCGUUAAUUUUUCGAGUUCAGCAGAAUCAAAAUCAUUUGAAGUGGAAAAUGGCAAGUGUGAAAAAGCAUUGUUCAACAUUGCUGACAUGGCAUUUGAACUGCACAACACAGUAACGGACGAGAAACAAAUGAUGGACAUGAUACAAAAAGCAGAAACACUAUCAGAUCAUCCUCUAGAUUUCACCAAAGAUCUGUUAGAUCCAAAAAAGAAAUGCACACUUCUUCAUACAGCUGCAAAAUUAGACUUUCUAACUGUUAUGCAAUAUUUACUCGAUAAACAACCAGAGUUGUUGGAAUCAAAAGAUAGAGCAGAGGCAACUCCUAUUUUUUAUGCUUGCUCGAGUGCUCACAGCAAGAGUGUGACCAUGUUAGCCAUUAAUGGAGCGAAUUUAAAUAUUCAGGACAAAUAUGAAGCCUCUCCUCUCAGUGUCUCUCUCAACUCCAAGAAUAAGUCAAAAGGAUUUUCUGUUGCACGAGUGCUGCUUGGUUUUCAUGUAGAUGUGGAAUAUAAGGUAUAUUGUGGGAAUAGUAUUCUUCAUUUAGCCUGUCGAGAAGGCGAUUUAGAAAAAGUUCAAUUCAUUGUUGAAGAUUUGAAACAUAAUAUUUUCAGAAGAAAUACCAAACAAGAAUCAUGCUUAUUCAGAGCAGUACGACACCCACAUGUGACAAAAUAUUUGUUGGAAUAUUGUAAUAACCAAAUUGGUCAUGAAAAAUUACUCAAAUUACUCUUUAUGAAAAAUGAUAAGGGUCAAACAGUCAUUCAUCAUAUAUGUUCAAAAGGAUACUUGGAAAGUUUGAUACACAUUAUUUCAAUGUUGUCUCAUGAUGUUGAAAAAAUUGAACAAUUGUUUAACGAAAAAGAUUCUGCCUAUGGAUUAACUCCAUUGCAUAUUUCAGUGCUCUCAGAACAAGAAGCCAUUUUCGAAUUGUUCAUAAGAUCUAAAGAAGUUCAAUUGGAUGUACAAAACAAGAUUGGCGAUACUCCUCUGCACAUUGCCGUGCGAAAUGAAAAUUUGCCCAUGAUCAAAGAACUCUAUCACUUGUACAGUUCAAAAAGUCUUCAACUCAAAAAUUGUCAGAAAAAGACCAUUGAAAAAUUGGCAAAGGAGAGAAAUAUUGAUUUAAAGAAAAUGGAAAAAGAGCUUGAGCAAGAUAAUGCAGGCAUUCAAAAAGAAAGUUUUUGGAGUUCGUUGUUUGGAAAGAAGAAAAAAGAGAAGACUAGAAACACCAUGAGUUUUAGCUCACAAUCAGCAACAGAACUUCAAUCAAGAAUGUCCACAGUUUCUAGACGGAAUUCUCUUCUAGUUGCUGUGUCUUGGGAUCCUCAAAAGUAUGCAGUUGGUUACGAUCAAAUUGACUCUCAACACAUGCAGUUAAUUGAAUGGUUGAAGAACCUCAGUGAAGCCUCUCUCACAAAACAAUCACAUUGGGUUGUUGGUUAUACGAUUGGUUGUUUAUUGGAGUAUACAGAAUUUCACUUUGAGGAUGAAGAAUUGUUAAUGAUGAAGUACAGAAAAGGUAUUGGUGAGGAUUAUGUAAAGAAGCAUUUGUUAGAACAUGAAACUUUUACUACAAAAAUUCGAAACAUGCAACGGGAAUAUGUUAAAAAUCAUAGUACAAGUUUGGACAUUGAAUUGCUGAAUUAUCUUAUUGAUUGGCUUGUAAAGCACAUCAAUUUUACAGACAGAAAACUUGCUGAAUUUGUGAACCAUCAUCCACCAGACGAUGAAGUAAAAUAA